AUGGACCCCGCACCAUCCGCAGACCCAAUCAGGCGGAUGCUCGAGACGUACAACGAGUUAAACAGUAGUCAGAUCACGGAACUUCAGGAGGUGCCUUCGCCGUUGGAGUUUAUGAGGUUUUGGAAAGCAACCCAAACAUGGAACGCUUCAACCCUCAAAGAAGCCAUGGCGGGAAUGAGCGUCAAUGUCGCUGUGACACCUGAAGGCAACGCAGACGCCCCAACCCGCACCGAGAACAAUGAAAUCCUCUUCACCAAACCCCACGAAGAAGACCAACCUUUUGAUGAGUUUUUGGACUACAUCAUAACCCAAGAAAACACCGGCCGCCUCCCAGGUCAAGAAAUCCGAUACGCGCAGACUCAAAACAACAACCUCCCUUCCGAAUACCCUCCCCUCUCCAAGGAUAUCCCCCCCUCCCUCCCCUUCAUCCGCAUAGCCCUCUCCUCCUUCCCCGACGCAACAAACCUCUGGAUCGGAAACUCCUACUCCGUAACCUCACUCCACAAAGACCCCUACCAAAACAUCUACGUCCAGAUCCUCAGGCACAAACACUUCACUCUCCUCCCUCCCCUCUUUCAACCCUGCGUCGCCGAAACCCUCUUACAAGCAGCCAGCUACACUCGCAACCCAAGCGGCGCCCUCGAGCUUCAGAAAGAGGACCAGGAGGUGCCAGUCGCGUUAUACGACCCGGACGUCCCCGGCACAGGACGAGAGCGGUAUGAAGAUCUAGCGCGUCCCAUGCGUGUAACGCUUAAUCCAGGGGACAUGUUAUACCUGCCCGCGCUGUGGUAUCACAAGGUCAGUCAGAGCUGUGGGGAGGAGGGGAUGAGUGUGGCGGUAAAUUACUGGCAUGAUAUGGAGUUUGGGGGCAGUUUUUGGCCGUUGUGUGGGUUUGUGAGGGAUGUGGCUGGGGAGGGGAGGUGA
Molecule: messenger RNA, 924 nt
Organism: Glarea lozoyensis ATCC 20868
Lineage: Eukaryota; Fungi; Ascomycota; Leotiomycetes; Helotiales; Helotiaceae
Product: Clavaminate synthase-like protein
Exons: 4
Coding region: 1-924 (307 amino acids)
Molecular function (GO): 2-oxoglutarate-dependent dioxygenase activity
Source: RefSeq, a predicted model, not a curated record